Spodoptera litura is the source of this 1321-nucleotide messenger RNA. It is a transcript of the gene CCDC53, whose product is annotated as Coiled-coil domain containing 53. Lineage: Eukaryota; Metazoa; Arthropoda; Insecta; Lepidoptera; Noctuidae. Gene Ontology annotation, biological process: actin filament polymerization; exocytosis. Gene Ontology annotation, cellular component: WASH complex. The record is from RefSeq and is a predicted model, not a curated record.
GACAACCGAUUUCGUGACAUUCAUGUUUGAGUUGGAUUUGUUUUGUAAUUAAUUUACAAUCUGAAAGUUUUCUCUAUCUAUUCUCUCUAUUUAUUAGAAUAGUUGCAUAAGUUUCCCAAACUUGCUAUCAUCAUUUGUGAUAAUUUAUAUUUAGAUAUAGUAAUAAAGAAACAGUAUAAUACUCUACAGAUUUGCAAUAGAUAAUAGUUUGCAAGUUAAAUUAUAACAGCAAUAAUAUUAUAUUUCUCAUUGUAAAAAAAAAUGACUCUACAGGAAACUAUGAUCAGUCAGGAACUUGCUAAUGUAGAUUUAUAUAAGGUGGCAGCCUUACAACAGAAGCGGACACUGGCAUUUGUGAAUCAUUUUGUGCUUACCAAUGUGCAGUUUUUGAACAAUUUCAUGAAGACAUGUGAACAGAAGCUUAUGGAUUUUGAGAAGAAACUGGAUAAAGUGAAUGCUGCCAUGGUUUUAUUAGAGGCCAGACUCUCAUCCAUACCAGAAUUGAACACAGCAACACCAACACUACUUCAAAAGCCAGCUGAAGUCACAGAAACCACAUCAACUGAAGAAACUCCAGCAGCAGAACCACAGAAUAUGGUGCCUGUCCAAGAUACAAAGGAACAAGAAACUCCCAGCGAGUCCACAGAUACCGUAGAAGGCAAAUCUUCACAUCCUGAGUAUGACAGAUUUGUCAAAAUGGUACAAGUUGGAGUACCAUUACAGGCUGUAAAACUAAAACUAUCAUUGGAAGGAUUAGAUCCUAAUAUUCUUGAUCAGAUCUUGGGGAAAUAAUCUCAAAUAUUUAUGGCUAGAGAAUCUAUAAAAUACAUAAUUUAGUUUUUACCAAUUAUGGCCUAUACCUAAUAAGAAAUAUUAUGAGCUAGCUAGCUUGAAAAAAUUUUGUUACUUGUUUGUAGUAAGAAACAAACAAUAAAAAGCUUAUGUAUAAUUUUAAUAAAAUGUUCUCUUAAAAAUCAUGUAUUAUUUGCUAGUGAUAAAAUUGUAAUAACAUGAGCGGCAGCUGAGACUAGGUGCCGCUCAUGCUCAAUAAUGAAAGAAUUGAUUUAGGGUUGUAACAAUAUUUAGUAACACCUACUACAAAUGGUUGAAAUUACUUGAAAUAAUGUUAUAUCUUUCAAAGUCUGAGCUGUAAAUACAUAAAGCAGGAAAAGAAAAAUCAACAAUUGAGAUAGAAGAAAGAGAUCUAUUGAAGAAGAAAAAUAGUUGUAUUGUUAGAUUACUAGAAACUCCGAUAGGUUUUGUAAAACCUUUUGGGGAACCUUACAAUGACUGGGAUAGAACAAUAAAAGAAGUUAAAGUU